GUUGAUUUGAAGCUUGAUUCUGCGUGUCUUUAGAAAAAUGAGCAGGCGAACUUGUUGGAUUUGUAAGAUUUGCAGAGAUGAAUCUAAGAGGCUCCCUUCAAACCUCACUUUGGAGGAAGUGUUGCAGUGGGCCCAGUCUUUUGACAAUCUGAUGGCUACAAAAUAUGGUCCAGUAGUCUAUGCAGCAUAUUUAAAAAUGGAGCACAGUGAUGAGAAUAUUAAAUUCUGGAUGGCAUGUGAAACCUAUAAGAAAAUUGCCUCACGGUGGAGCAGAAUUUCUAGGGCAAAGAAGCUUUAUAAGAUUUACAUCCAGCCACAGUCCCCUAGAGAGAUUAACAUUGACAGUUCGACAAGAGAAACUAUCAUCAGGAACAUUCAAGAACCCACUCAAACAUGUUUUGAAGAGGCUCAAAAAAUAGUGUACAUGCACAUGGAAAGGGAUUCCUAUCCCCGAUUUCUAAAGUCAGAAAUGUACCAGAAACUUUUGAAAACUAUUCAGUCCAGCAACAGUUCCUGA
This is a messenger RNA of Lemur catta (Ring-tailed lemur), 517 nucleotides long. RefSeq names its product regulator of G protein signaling 13 (gene RGS13). Bases 38 to 517 code for a protein of 159 amino acids. Lineage: Eukaryota; Metazoa; Chordata; Mammalia; Primates; Lemuridae. The transcript has 5 exons. The record is from RefSeq and is a predicted model, not a curated record.